Molecule: messenger RNA, 645 nt
Organism: Nakaseomyces glabratus
Lineage: Eukaryota; Fungi; Ascomycota; Saccharomycetes; Saccharomycetales; Saccharomycetaceae
Source: RefSeq, a predicted model, not a curated record
AUGCAGGUUGGAUUAGAAAAUAUAUUUGAGAGAUCGGUACAGGACCCUUGCUGUCUCAUAGAAGAUGAGAUGGAUACCUAUACCGAGUUCCCAAAAUACGACUACAGUCACUGCCAAGCGGGUCAAGAUGAGCUACAUGGGUAUACCUCGCUAAGGAAGUAUAACUCUGUGCCAAGCAUCCCACUACAACAUAAUACUCAGCAUAUAAUUCCUGUGUCGCCAACACAGGCACGUGAUCACACUACGCGCCGUCGGUCUAGUCUAUACUCCGCUGAUCCGUCGCAUACUUGUAGGAGGUCGCAUAGCAACGCUAAUAUACUGUGCACUCCUACGCAAAACAGGUCUAAGAGGAAUUCUUUGUGUUCCCCUCAUAGCAGUAGGCCCCAAGAAGGUCCCAUGAGGUCACGCUCGCAAUCGGUGGUUGCUAUCCCCUCACACCUUCUAAGCAUAGAAAAAUAUAUAACAUCAGAGUUGGAUACAAAUAUCUCGCCUACAAUAAAUCCAUCAACCAAGGCAAAUCCUCCAUUUUUAUCAAGCCAGUCUUCGUCUGAUUCUGGUUCUUAUACCAGUGACUACACCAGACCACCAACUACAAGAAGAAGAUCAUCAUUCAAAGUAUCCUUGGCUAGUUCAUUCUCCAGCUAG